Cynoglossus semilaevis (tongue sole) is the source of this 3048-nucleotide messenger RNA. It is a transcript of the gene atf5b, whose product is annotated as activating transcription factor 5b. Bases 351 to 1880 code for a protein of 509 amino acids. Gene Ontology annotation, molecular function: DNA-binding transcription activator activity, RNA polymerase II-specific; RNA polymerase II transcription regulatory region sequence-specific DNA binding. Gene Ontology annotation, cellular component: nucleus. Lineage: Eukaryota; Metazoa; Chordata; Actinopteri; Pleuronectiformes; Cynoglossidae. Gene Ontology annotation, biological process: regulation of transcription by RNA polymerase II. The record is from RefSeq and is a predicted model, not a curated record. The transcript has 5 exons.
AAGUUAUAAGGUUCAUGACGUAACGGCCAACUGAGCGCUUGCAAACCAGCGGAGGGAUUUCGCCUCUUGGUGCUGCGGUCAGGGCUCGAGGAGUUGUUGAAGUAGCGGAUUUAAAAACUUUCUGUCCGCAAGUGUUUUCUCCUGAAAUAGCGCUUCAUCAAGAGUCUGCGUCUUCCUGCGGGGACAAACAUGGCUCUUUAAAACUGUCACCGUCUCCUCUCUCGACGUCAAGCUCCGUGUGCAGUGCACUUCACCCGAAUACUCUGAAACUAUGGGGUCUUCAACUACUCGUUCACACAACCAGUGCACGGUUUGUGCUUUUGAAAAUUUUGAUCGAAGCAGACGACACAAUGGCGGCAUCGAUCCUUCGCAGGAAAAUUCCUCCCAUUUCCACAGGCGAGCUCGGCGCUCCCUUUCUCCAACAGGCUAGCUACAGCCAAUCGCAUGCCGGGAUAGGGGCGGAGCCUGUGGAGAGGCAGCACUUAAUUGGCGAUGGUCACUCAGAUUGGAUGACGGAAAAAGUUGAUUUGUCUUCAUUUGUGUCGACUACCGAGUCUUCUCCAAGCUCUUCCCUACCACCGUCGCCACUUGAACAGGAUGUCAAGGUGCCCUCAGAUCUGGAGGUCAUGACCUCUCUACUACAGGAGGAGCUGGCUCAGCUGGAGGACUACUUCCGCUCCGAGUCCACAUCAACUACAAGCAAGUUGGAGAAAUCAUCAAAAUGUGACAAGGGUGCUCAAGCCAUGGGCUCCCAAUCUUAUUAUCAGUUACCUUAUGGCUCAUAUGGGUCCAGUCAGGCAGAAACCAGCCCUGUAGUUGUCACCUUGUCCACAGGGGAACUGGACCUGUCCAGCUUCUGUGGUGGUCCCAUUGGCAGAAGCAAAAUUGCUCGACCUGCUCCGUACAACUACCACCACCGCUACCACCACCAUCACCACCAUCAUAACAAUGGGCGGCGAAUCAUCAGCGACGCCGUGAAAGUUGGUGAUGAAGCUGGACUCGAUUCGUGGGGCUCCAGAGGAGGUUACUCAGGUAGCACAGAAUUGUCUGUGAACCACUACUCCACACUGAAGACAGUGAGCAAGAACAGCCUGGGCAGCGUCAAGAAGGUGAGAGAAUGUGCUUUAUCGUUGAAGGAAGAAGAAAGUUAUUGCUUUUCAGAAGGAAUGUUUUGCAGUGAAGAGAUUGCUCGAGGGUUUUGUCUGGGUGGUUCGUACGAGAGCCACCACAAGAGAGAGGGACAGUUGAUGCACAAUGUGAAGGUCAACGUAAGUUAUGACAGCACAGGGCUGGAUGUUUUGCACUGCAACAAAGAUGGAGGACUCUCUGGAGGUAUCCCCCAAGAGACAAUGGUGGCCGGUGACGGCUACUUUCACCAGUCUAUGGCCAGCACGGAGCCUUACCAUAGCUUUAUCAGUGAUCUCGAUCAGCCGUCACAAACUCACGCUGUUGAGCCCCAACAUGGCCACUACCUCUAUCCGGAAUGCCUUGCGGACCAAAGCUACGAAUGUCUGUCCAGAGGAGAGAGUGAAGGGCCACUCAUGGGUGCCCCCAUCCACCGCCCUACCCAGAGGCUAAAGGACGAGCACUGCCCCCUCAAGCCAUCUCUGGUGAUGGGCACCACAUCUAUGGAUAUGAACACCGGAGAGAAGAAGCAAAAGAAGAGAGAUCAGAACAAAAUGCUAGCACACCAGUACCGGCUGAGGAAGAGGGCGGAGUUAGACUCUCUGGAGGAGGAACUUCAUGGCCUCGAGGGGCAAAACCGGGAGCUUCGUGACAAGGCGGAGUCGGUGGAACGAGAAAUCCAGUACGUCAAAGAUUUACUGAUUGAGGUCUACAAGGCACGUAGUCAGCGGCUCAAACAAGACGGCAGUGCCUAGGAGAAAAUUAACAACAAAAAAAAUCACCCACUCCUGCCCAAAACACUGGCCUAACCUCUAAAGUAAACCGUGACCAGCAAGAGAAAAGUCAAGUCAAGAGCACCAUCUGACUUUGGCUCACAAAUAACGGUAGUUGCAUGAUUUUGUAGUUUUUUUCCCCCUUAAAAAAAACAACAAAAAUAUAUAUAUGAUGCGAUUGCAAAACAGAAUGGAGGAAGAGGGGAGUUUCCAGAUGGGUGACUUUAACUAUGAGAAGCCUUUUUGUGGUUUGUUUUGCCCAGAGGAGAUGCUGAACUUGUCCGUGACCACUGUGAUCUGAACUGCACUCACAGCCUUGUGAUGACUUGAGUUUGCGCUUAAAAUGAUUGAUCUGUUUACAUAAAAAAAAACGAAAAAAAAAAAAAAAAAAGCUUUUUGAAUUAGUAGCAGUGAUUGAAAUUUGCUUGUGGUUUUUUGUGACACAUUGGCAGCAUUGAGGCAGAUCCAUGAGAAUUAUAUAUAUAUAAAUAUAUUAUUUUAUAUUUUAUUCAAUGUUUAUUUAUUGUUUGCUUCAAAACAAUCAAGUGAAUAAAGGGAUCACUGGAUUAUUUUUCUUUUCAUUUAUCAAAAUAAUGUGUAACAUACUCUACAGAUAUUCACUAUCAGAGAUUUGUAACUGCUAACAUGUUGAGUAUUUUCAAUUCCUUCACGCCACUAAAACUCCCAAUGCAUGUUUGAUUUUGGAAACGCAUGUGCGAGUGUUAUUUAAAGGCAAUAUUCUGUUUUAACUGCAUGGCUUAAGAUUCCCACCAUCAGUCAAUAUAAACUGAGUUGACUCUGCUCUUCUCUGACCCUCUCCCUCUCCUCUUCAGAAGUGACUCAUGCACAGGUUUUGUUUUCCUGUUUUGAGAAUCACAUGCAUUCGCUGCCUUUGCUUUGCUUUCUUUCCUCCUGCUCCCUCUUUCUCUCUUUGGUGUAUUCUUGCGAACAAACAAUCACCUGUUGAUGCAACAAUAAAUUGUUGUUGGAUAAUGGUACAGCUUCAUUUUCUUGUUGUCUGUUGAUGAAUUUGAUGUUGUCUGAAUGAAAUUCAGGUUCUCGCUAAAAUUAUUAUCCAAAUGUCCGUGUCAGGAAAUUAUACAGUACAUCAGGUAAAAAAUUGCAGCCAAAAAUAAAAUGAAGUUACGCA